Molecule: messenger RNA, 2745 nt
Organism: Cylindrotheca closterium
Lineage: Eukaryota; Bacillariophyta; Bacillariophyceae; Bacillariales; Bacillariaceae
Source: the annotation of a GenBank genome assembly
AUGGAAAGCAAGGCUGGCCUAUCUGUUGAUAGGAAACUGAGGCCUAAGAUCCCACCACUGGAUGGCCAUGAAGGAGCGUGUGAGAAAGAUACUGGUUCAGAAGCACGGAAAAGAAAACAUCAAGGUACAUCCAUUUCUUCUAAUAAAAAACAACACCCAGAGGUUAUUGACUUGUGCAAGAACUAUGACCUUCCAGAAGUCAAACAACAGUUAUUUCAAUCAGCAGAAACAGAGCAACUGAUUGGUUCACUCAUCGGAAGCACAGGUCUUUCCUUUGGUAAAAAGAAGUUGAAAAGUUUCAAUCAAAGUACUGCUAUCUUCAUUUUUUAUUUCAGUAAGAUUGUUGGUGUUGCUAAUCCUCAUGAAGUUUUCACCACAAAGGUUUCGGGAUAUAGUACUUGGAUCAACAACUCUGCCACCUUUGGAAUUUCUUUGCAACCAAUACUGCAAGAGAAACUGAAUGAAAAGAUUGAUAGCAUGCAUUCCUACAACCGGGCAUUGCUGGAAGAAAGAGACAGAGUGGUGGAAAAUGUACUUGGAGAAUCCCCCUCCACUAAGUCACCAGAAGCAUUGACCAGUGAGGCAUGGGACAUGCUGACACUGAGCUCCACAAUCUACCAUUCCUUGAGGUAUGCAUUGGAUUGCAAGAAUACUAAUAACAGGAUCUCCUUUUGGGACACCUUCAAAAUUGCCUCCCAAAUGACAGAAGACUGUUUAUCAAAAGACCAGUAUUGCAAAAGAGCCAAAAAUAUUCUACUGGCACUGUCUACUGCAGUAGGACAAGAGCCAGCACUGUCACCAGCACUUUCAAAAAGGCUAGAGAACUGCUUUGGAGGCAAAGAUCCUGCAAGGAAGGCCCUGGAACUGGGGAAACUUAUUGACAACCUGGCCCAACAUAUCCGUGGUGGGGAAGCUGAGGCCAUGGCUUCCCAUAUCAAAAUUCUAAAGAAGGCUGGUUCCCGCAAACUUUCCAAAAAAAACUUGUCUAACAAUGGGAAAGGAGAGGAAUAUUUUACACUUUGGCUGCCAACUAUUGCUGUUGGCUUCUACACCAGAAUGGUCUUUCCAAGCACUGCCAUGGACAUAAAAAAGAGCAGUGAUUCCAAGAGCAGUGAUUCCGAGAGCAGUGAUUCAGAUGGCAGAGAUUCAGCAAGCAGUGACUCAGAUGCUUGUGAUUCAGAUGAUAGUGAUCCUCCACCUUUGAAGAAAGCAAAGAAGCCAAAGCCUCCCCAACCACCUAAGCCCAAGCCUAAAAAAGCACCUACAGCUUCUGCCAGGAACUGUCCGGAAGUUAACAAUGAGCAGGAACAGGAAGUCCAAUAUCAUAUUCCCUCCGACCAAGAAUGGAAAAGAUACCAAGAGGAGCAUGGGAUGCAAUGUUGGUUGCAUGUUGAAACAGAAAGAAUGAUCAUAAAGCUGAAUCUUUCCAAGCAAGAAACCUAUUGCAUUUCCCAUCUAUGCCACUAUAAUCAUGGAAGACAGGUUUGGCAUGUUGAAGAUGGGUUGGACACUCCCAAUAAGAGGAAGAGCUUCCAUCUCAUACAUGAAGAUGUGCCCGAGAUGACAUCAGUGGAAAGUCCUGUAGUCCAAGUUGCAAGACCGUUUUCUCCAAUAUGGGACCGGCUGGCAUCCACCUGCCCAUCCUGGGAUCCUUUAUUUCCCACCUUUGAGCCAACCAAACCAAACCUGGACCUUUCAUUCUUUAUCAAUGCUACUAUUGCUAUCAACCAAAAGAGUGCAAAGAAAGAUCAGAGGAACCUGAAAAGAACUGAGAAAACUAUUCAAGUGGGCUUUGGAUUUGUCAAUCGUAUGCGCCAAUGGUGUGGAUUUCCUCUUUUGGAAAAAUGCAUGAAACUCACCAAGGAACAGAAAAGGCUCUAUCUUAUGAUACUUGGACGCAUAUGUGAAUAUGUCUAUGCCAACAUGGAAGAAAUGCAAACAGAUACAAGCAAGGAACCCCUCUGUCCUGAUUUGUCCAGAGACUCCAGAUAUGCAGCCCAUUUUCGAGAGAAGCUUCAGCUUCCGCAAGCUUCCAAAAAGAGGAAGGACUCAGCCUUUGUCACCAUUACACCACUUGGUCCCAAGGAGGUUCCCAACAAUAUUGACCACAAGGACAAAUCCAACCCACAAGAUGAGGGGUAUCAUGAAACCGGAUGUUUCUCCCAAGUGGUGACUGUUGAUGGACAUGAGAUGUUUCUCUUUCAAGUUAUUCUUGCAAGUUGGAGAUGGAUUGCAUUUGAUUGCCAAAAUGACAACCAUAUAUAUGACCAAAUUGAAGAGCAAGAGAAGCAAAUAGAAGAAGACAACCAGGAACAAGAGGAUGUUGAUGAAGAAGAACAUGGAAAGGAUGAAAAAAAAGACAAGAGUGAAGAGGAUGAAAAUGAUGAAGAACAAGAGGAGAGUGAAAACAAUGAAGCAGACCUACAUGAAGAAGAAGAUCUUUUGGCUCUGGGAGAACACUAUGAUGCAUUUGUUGACAAUAGACCCAUGAUGCAAUUGGAAUUCCAACUUCAGCUAGUCAACGGAUGGGAAGAGCACCCACCAAUCUACACUUGUCAGCACAUACCUUUUCACCUCCUGGCCCCACUUGUUCAAUAUUAUGAUUCAGAUAUUUUUAAGGAGAAAUUUGAGAACGCCACUGGAAUCAUCCACUAUGACAACCAGGGCAAGGAAGAUGGAGAUGUGUACCUAGGAGGUACAGUGCAUGCUUUGACCCAUUGCUCCCACCAACCUAAACGACCAUGA